This is a messenger RNA of Hyla sarda, 6113 nucleotides long. RefSeq names its product cytosolic phospholipase A2 zeta-like. NCBI's taxonomy places the organism in Eukaryota, Metazoa, Chordata, Amphibia, Anura, Hylidae. Gene Ontology annotation, molecular function: calcium-dependent phospholipid binding; calcium ion binding. Gene Ontology annotation, biological process: glycerophospholipid catabolic process. The record is from RefSeq and is a predicted model, not a curated record. Gene Ontology annotation, cellular component: cytosol. The transcript has 20 exons. Bases 49 to 2607 code for a protein of 852 amino acids.
CCCCGCUGUGCCGUACACUGGCUGCAGGCUGCCUGGCUGGGAGACGCGAUGUUCCGGGCAGCGGUGAGGAGUCUCCCGGGCCGGGCACUGCCAGCCAUGGCCGCCGCGGUAUUAUGGAAGAAAGACAAGGAGAGGGAGAGAGCUAUUAAAGCGCCGAGCUGGCGGAAAGAGGUUCAUCCAUAUUAUAACCUGAGCGUGACCGUGGUAAGAGCGCAAAACAUUCAAGGCACGGACAUGUUGUCCAAGGCCGAUUGCUACGUCCAGUUGAGACUUCCAACAGCUUCUCCGCUUCCUGACAGGACAAAAGUUGUCUAUAACUCCACAGACCCUGAAUGGAACGAAACUUUUCACUAUCGAAUUCACAGCGCAGUAAAGAACAUUCUGGAGCUGACCCUCUAUGACCGAGACCUGAUGCUGGACGACAAGCUCUCCUCUGUUGUAUUUGAUGUAGGGAACAUUAAGCCUGGGCAAACCGUUAGGCGAGUCUUUAAACUAAACCGAAAGGACAAGGAGGCCUUAGAAGUUGAAUUUCAGAUUGAAGAAAGCCAGGAUCCUCCCAGUGAAAUAAUCACCAAUGGUGUCUUAGUGGCUCAUCCUUGUGUAUGUGUGGAAGGAAGAAUUAAGUAUGAUGAAAAUAAGGAGAACGGGAACUACAUGCUGAAGUUGUCUGUGCCCGGGUCCUAUGAGAAACAGAUAAAUGCUCCAUUAGAGAAGACUGAAAAUGAAGAAGGAGACAACUUUGUUUUCCAUGCUGACAGGGAUACGAGUCCACAUCUAGACGUCUGCCUGUUAAAUACUCUAAGGGUAGCGCCGAAUGACCUGGCACCUGAACUUGACAAGCGGACAUUAUAUUUGGGUAAAGGAUCGGUACCUAUAUCAUCACUCCCUGAAGGGCAGGAGAUUGACAUCGAUCUACCUCUCUCCAAGAAUCACGUUGUCAAUAUGAGUAUUACUAAAGAAGAGAGGUUCCAGGAACUGGACAUCCGACUUGGAUUUGAACUUUCUUAUGGAGAGAGAGAUUUUCUGAAGAAGAGAAAGAAAGUUAUUGCACAAUCUCUUAAAAAUGCCCUGGAUCUUAAUACAGAACCUGAUGAGGUUCCUGUAGUCGCAGUUAUAGGUUCUGGUGGAGGAACAAGAGCAAUGACUUCAUUCUACGGAAGUCUUCAAGGCCUUCAAGAUCUGAAGUUACUGGACAGCACCACUUACUUAUCUGGGGUGUCUGGAUCAACUUGGUGUAUGUCUACGCUUUAUGAAGAUCCUGAAUGGUCAAACAAAGAUCUUAAGGAACCAAUAGACAGAGUGCAGAAAUUUGUAACAUCCAGCAAAUCUGGGGCCUUUUCUGCAGAAAGACUCAAACAGUGCACACAGGAGCUGAUGGCCCUGGAGCGGGACGGACACAAAGUGAAUUUCAGUGACUUGUGGGGUCUUGUGUUAGAAUAUUUCCUCCACCAGAAGGAUAAUCCAGUUAAACUCUCGGACCAGCAGAACUCCGUGUGCAGGGGUCAGAACCCUUAUCCUAUCUAUGCUGGAGUCAAUGUUAGAGCGAAUAUCAGUGGUGGAGACUUUGCAGAAUGGUGUGAAUUUACUCCCCAUGAAGUUGGAUUUCGGAAAUAUGGAGCGUUUAUUCGCACGGAAGACUUUGGUAGCGAGUUCUUUAUGGGACAUCUCAUUCACAGGAGGAAGGAACCCAAAAUUUGCUUUUUGCAAGGGGUCUGGGGCAGUGCAUUUGCAGCCAACCUUGAUGAGAUUUGGGCUCGGGCCUCUGGCACCGGGAUACGCUGGCUCAAUUCUUUGACUGAUGUCAUUAGGGUAAUAGACAAUUGCAGAAAAUUACACUUUCAUGACCCGAGCCAUCUGCAGACAAGAUUGGUCAUGCCAGGGGGGAUGGUUUCCAACAUCUUCCAGGAUCUAUUUAAGUCACGUUUCACGGCUGGAGAACUGUAUAACUUCACCCGAGGCCUGUACCUCUACAAGGACUACAUGGGAGUAAGAGAGUUUGUGGCAUGGAAAGGAAAUCACUUGGAUGCCUUUCCCAACGAUUUAACACCAAUGGAGGAGAAUUUAUACCUUGUGGAUGGAGGAUUCUCUAUAAAUUCUCCUUUUCCAUUGGUACUUCAGUCGGAGCGGGAUGUAGAUGUCAUAUUGUCCUUUAACUACUCUUGGCAAGCUCCAUUUGAGGUCCUCGACCUAACUUCGAAAUACUGUAAGGAGAGAGGCAUUCCGUUUCCCAAGAUCACAGUGACGGAAGAAGACGAGAAGCAGCCAAAAGAAUGCUACGUGUUCAUGGACGCUGAUAACCCAAGAGUCCCCAUAGUGCUUCACUUUCCUCUAGUAAAUGACACAUUCCGCAAAUACAAAGCGCCAGGAGUUUUCCCAGAGACGGAUGAAGAAAAAAAAUUCGGGGACUUCCUCCUAGAAGGGAAAGAUUCUCCCUACAGGACCAAAAGUUUUACCUAUGAGCCGAAUGAUUUCAACAGACUGAUAGCGGUGAAUAGAUACAAUGUGUUGAACAAUGAAGAAACUAUCAAAAGCGCUCUGAAGGCGGCGCUGGACCGGAGGAAAAAGAAAAUGGCGUACCGGGCAAUAAAAAAGGAAAAGAAAAUCUGAAUGAUAAAGAAGAAACUGUACCCGUCGCCUGCAGUAUGUGCCACUAAUACCAUUCUAGUUCGGAACGGGGUGAAUUGACAUUCACGGAAAAACAAAAAUUGCUAUUAUACAGUGUUUAAAGGAGUAUUCCGCCCCUAGACAUCUUAUCCCCUAUCCAAAGGAUAGCGGAUAAGAUGUCUGAUUGCAGGGGUCCCGCCGCUGGGGACCCCCACAUUCUAUCAUGCAGCACCCACCUGUAACGGCUUCCGGAACUGCUGGAGGCCCUUAGGCUAAUACCAUCCCGACCACGGGGACAGAAGAUCGUGACGUCACGACUCCGCCCCUGUGUGACGUCACACCCCGCCCCCUCAAUGCAAGUCUAUCUCUAAUAUAUAUUUUACACACACACUGUUUUAUUUUUUUUUUAUUUCCUGGAGUCCAUAGGCAGCACAACUUUCCAGUAUUAAUACAUUUAUGUUUAAUUUUCUGCAAACAAUCUCAAUACAAAUAGUGGUCAAUUCUGUUUUUAAUUUUUUUUCUAUUGCUACUCAAUGGCCCUGAUUCACAAUCUUAAACCCGACCUGUUUUGUCAUGUUGUGCACAAGAAUUUGUAUCUGCGCCAGAAUGUGCCCCCCCCCCCCAACAAAACAAAAACCCACAACAGAACCAGAAAAAGGGGGCACAGUUAUUGAAAAGGGGGGCAUAAAAAAUCUCAACAUAUUUACUAAGGUUUCCACAGAAAAUGUGGUGGAUUUGAGCUCUGGGAAACCCAACAGCUCAGAGCAUGUGUAAAAACAAGAAAAAAAAAACGUAGGGAAAAGUGUAAAAUGUAGGGAAACCUUAGUAAAUACUGUGGAAAAAUAUCGGUGCUUCCCCCCCCCCCCCCCCAAAAAAAUAAAAAUAAAAUACACAACACUCUUAGUAAAUCAGGGCCAAUGUCUCUUCUACAGUUUUGAAUUGUGAAGAAACUUUAAAGGGGUUAUCUAGGGAUAGCAAAAAACAGAGCUAGUUUCUUUCAAAAACAGCUCCACGUCUGUCCCCAAGUUGGGUGUGGUAUUACAACUUGGCUCCAUUUAUUUAAAUGGAACUGAGCUAGAAAACCACACCCAACCUGGAGACAGACGGGAAGAGUUUAAAAAAAAAAAAAGAAAUUUCUAUUCCUGGAUAACCCCCUUCAAUUUAUUCAGUGCUGCCUACAGACUUCUGGAAAUAAAAAUUUAAAAUGUGUAAAAUUUGGCUAUAACAGCAAAGACUAUUGGAAGAGCAUAAAGUUGAAACAGGUACAUGUAAAUAAAAAAAGGUCAUGCAUUGGAAGCGUUUUCAGUUGUGCAUUUUGGAUAUUCUAUAAUGAAGGAAAAACACCAGGAGAGAAAAGAGAGAGAUAGAUAUAUACCUUACGAGAGAUGUUAAAAUGAAUGCUGGGUGUGUUUGUGCCUCCAAAAAAAAAAACUUUUGCACAAGCAACAACUUUUGUAAAAGAUAAAAGUUAUAGGGGUAUUCCGGCUUUAUACAUCCUAUUAAAAAGGACAGUCCCACCGUUGAUCCCUGUGCAGCCAGCGGCAUUCUGUGCCACGCCCCCUUCAUUCAUUUCUAUGGGAGGGGGCGUGAAUGGAGGGGGCAUGGCCAUGACGUCACGUCUCGGAGGCAGCGCCCCGCACAGAAUGACGGGGGCUGCACAGAGAUCUCGGGGGUCCCAGUGGGGGGACCCCUGAAAUCAUACAUCUUAUCCUCUGUCCUUUGGAUAGGGGAUAAAAUGUAUAAAGCAGGAAUAGCCCUUUAACUCAAUCAUUAUCUUGAUUUUGGUUGCGUUCGAGGAAAUACUUAUCAAAAUAAUUCACAUAAAACAUUGACAUAUUAGGAAAAACAUUUUAUGUACAGAAACUGACAACUGAACAUACAGAUCAUUAAACAGGACAUAAAUUCUACAACUACCUCUGCAACCAAAGUAUUUGGCAACAUGGUUCGGCAUCAAACGGUAAGACAACUGUAAAGAAGAACGUCAUUUUAAAGAAAACACAUAAGGGCUCAUUCACACAGGUGGAGCCACAGCAUAUUUUAUGCUGUGGAUCAGUCAACGAUGGACCCCUACAGUGUGACUCAGAUGUGCCUGCUCGGAGCAGCAAUGAGCCGCUAUGAGCAGACACACUGCGAUGUGCGAGUCGCCGCGCACAUUCACAGUAUACUCUCCGACAUCGCGGCUGCUCUCGGCCUAGCACAGGGAGCAGCCACGAUGUGUGCGAGUACACUGAGCAUGCGCACAUCGCAGUAGUGUGUCUGCUCGUAACGGCGGAUUGCCACUCAGAGCAGGCACAUCUGAGUCACAUAGGGGUCCAUAGUCAGCAGUUCCGCAGCGGAAAAUACGCUGUGGAUCCGCCGGUGUGAAUGAGCCCUGAGGGCUUGAUUACACGGGGGGAUCCACAGCAUAUGUUACGCUGCGGAUCCGCCGCCGAUUGACCUCUACGGUGUGCCUCAGAUGUGCCUGCUCGGAGUGGCAAUGAGCAGACACACUGUGAAGUGCGAGUCGUCGUGCAUAUGCGCAGUAUACUCUCACACAUCGCGGCUGCUCUCGGCCUAAGUCAGGGAGCGGCCACGAUGUGUGCGAGUACACUGCCCAUGCACACGUCGCAGUAGUGUGUCUGCUUGUAUCGGCGGAUUGCCGCUCUAAGCAGGCACAUCUGAGUCACGUAGGGGUCAGUCAGCGGAUCCGCAGCGGAAAGCACGCUGUGGAUCCGCCAGUGUGAACGAGCCCUGAGGGCUUGUUCACAAAGGGAGAUCCACAGCAUAUUUUAUACUGCGGAUACGCCGACGAUGGACCUCUAAAGUGAGCCUCAGAUGUGCCUGCUCGGAGCAGCCGUGAUUUGUGCAAGUACACCGCGUAUGCGCAAAGCGACUUGCACGUGUCUGCUCGUCUUAGCAGCAGAUUGUGUAAAAUAUGCUGCAGAUCCGCCCGUGUGAACUAGCCCAAAAGGUUUUUGUGUAGGAAGCACAGAGAAGAAGGGAAGGAAGACUCUGGUGUAGAUGACAGUAUGCUCUUUAGGAACGUGUAUGCACCUAGAUUUCUUGACUGAUACUUGCAGAGGCAAAGAUCAAACGUGCACAGAACAGUAAGAAAAAUGACGCAAUACAAAAACGUUUCUAUAAAAUGAACAUUUCACAGUUUUCCAUGCUACAGACUGCUUCAACCACAUCAGUCCCAACAAGGAAUCCAUGCAGGUCCUGUGGGCGGAAAAUGGGGUCACUGAAAUCAAGGUAUGAACAUGUGGUUUCCGAUACCUUUUAGGCACUUAAACUCUCUCUAAUUUUGGCCAAUAAAUGUAAUAAAUGAUAAGUGUAGAGCAGCAGUGAGGAUUUUUUUUUUUCUCUUUGAACCCGAAAGCCGAAUGUUUUCAUUGAUCAUUGAAGAUCUGGAAGAUGUCAACGUGCAAUUGCCGAUUGGCGAUUGUAUGAUCUCUUAAUGCUCUUCGGGCUGCAUGACCAAUUCCGGCCAGUAGACUGCCACUUCGCUCUCAAGGGUUGCAAAAAGAAAA